Messenger RNA from Argiope bruennichi, 1656 nucleotides. Its product is annotated as forkhead box protein N4-like. Gene Ontology annotation, biological process: regulation of transcription by RNA polymerase II. Lineage: Eukaryota; Metazoa; Arthropoda; Arachnida; Araneae; Araneidae. The record is from RefSeq and is a predicted model, not a curated record. The transcript has 6 exons. The coding region runs from base 144 to 1586 and encodes 480 amino acids. Gene Ontology annotation, molecular function: transcription cis-regulatory region binding; DNA-binding transcription factor activity, RNA polymerase II-specific.
GUUGAUAUGGCAGUGUUAGACUUUAUUUAUAAGUUUGUACGUUGAAAAUGUAGCAAUUAUUUUUGUGACUUACAUCACUGUUUUGAAAAUGGUAGAAACAGAAGAGUGAAAAAUAUUUCAGAUGACAGUUGGAUUCUGUCAAAAUGGAUGAUUUGUAUGAAGAUAGUUUAAAGCUUCGUGACAUGAUUGAUUCUGAUAUAAGAAGUUUAAGGCAGGAAGAUGAUGACUACUACAUUGAAAGUUACUCAUCUCAUCUUGAUUUUAAUUCUCAUAUGAACCCUUUAGAAUCGACCUUAGAUUCUGAUCUGUCUGUUGAUAUAAAAACAGGUUGGUUAGAUGCGUCAUUUCUAAAUGGCAGUAGUGAUUUUGACAGUGCUGGCGCCUUGAUGGUGAAUCCUCGAACUGGUCUUCCUGUGUCAAUGUCUGAUUCAUCUUGUUCAUCUGUGUCAUCUAUGGUGGAAAGUCCUAUCAUGCCAUCAGAAAGUCAUGAAUCUUCAUCAGUUUCUACAUCAGGUAAUAUUUCUGUUACAGUACCUGUUCAGGUUGUUGCAUCAAGUACUGUAGGUUCAUCAGAAAUGACAGAUGUGAAUUUGACAGUUGCUGUGCCAACUCCGUCCCCUAGCCCGCACAAUUCAUCACAAAAUCAUUUGUUUUCGGUACAUGAUGAUACCAGUCAAGAUGAAUUUGAAAGUCCCAAACCAAAAUCUAAGAACAAAAGUUCCAGAUCAAACCAUCAUGCCAAUAAUGAAAAUGUUUACCCUAAACCAGCAUACUCGUAUAGUUGUCUGAUUGCCAUGGCAUUGAAGAAUAGUAAAACUGGGAGUUUACCUGUGAAUGAAAUCUACGAUUUUAUGACUGAAAAUUUUCCAUAUUUUAAAACUGCGCCAAAUGGUUGGAAGAAUUCAGUUCGCCAUAAUCUCUCAUUAAACAAGUGUUUUGAAAAAAUUGAAAAACCUGCUGGGAAUAGCACACAACGAAAAGGUUAUUUAUGGGCAAUGAAUCCUGCAAAAAUUGAAAAAAUGGAAGAGGAACUUCAGAAAUGGGGCAGUAAGGACCCGGCUGCUAUCCGAAAAAGCAUGGCAAAUCCAGAGCGGUUAGAACUCAUAGAAAAGGGAGAAUUAAAGAAUUCAGAGAGUGACAGUGAAAUUGAAAAUAUGAACAUAUCAUCAAUAGAUGAAGAGGAAAACUAUCCCCAAGAAGAAAAAGAAAAUGAAAUGAAAGUUCAAGUAAAUAGUUUGGGAAAUGAUCUCUUGAAUGGUGAUUUUUCGUCACUUGGUGAAUCAGUGAAUAUUGACCCUUGUCUUUCUGAAUUGGAUAUGCAGAAAGGCUUUUGGAAUGAUUUUAGUGACGAUAGAUUGCAGUUUCUCAAUGACAGCCCCAUAAGUCCUCUUUCACCGAAAAAUUCUGAAACAAUGGAUGAUGACUCAUCUUUAGAUUCUACUCCGUCCUUACAGAAGCCCUAUAUGCAGGCUAACUUCAUCUACAAAAGUGCGCAACGUGCCUCCACUUCCAGUGUUUCCAGUAAUCGGUUCUUGAGCAAUUCCAGCCUGUCAGGCAAAGAUAAGGGCACAGCGUGUAAUGUAUGAUAUUGAACUAAUUAUAAUGCUCUGCUCAGUAAUGUUUUAAUUUUGAAUUUUUUUCUCUCCUUUUUUGAAU